This is a messenger RNA of Paramecium pentaurelia, 420 nucleotides long. The record is from the annotation of a GenBank genome assembly. Lineage: Eukaryota; Ciliophora; Oligohymenophorea; Peniculida; Parameciidae.
AUGAAAUACGCAAAAAUUUCAGUUGACACUCGAAAAGCAUUCAUUGAAAAAGUUAAAUAAGGUGCUUGUACAAUUAAGCAAGCAGCUAAAUAAUUCGGAAUCAAAUUUUCAACAGGAAAAGCAAUACUAUCACUAUAUAAACAUGAAGGAAGAGUAGGAAAAAAAGAAAGGAGGACAAGAAGAUUUAAGAAACAAAUAGAAGAAAAAGAAAAUUAAACUAGAAAAUGUUUAAAGGAUGAACCUCCGAUAGAAGCUAAAUAAGUUUAGGAGGUUUAGAACUGCCAAAAUAAUUAAUCAUAUUUUAAUUACUCUUAGCCUUAGUACUACAACUAUCAAUAAUGGUAUUAAACCUAAGCCUGGUUAUAAUACAUGAAUGGUCUUUCUUAAAUGAACUGUUAUAAUUACAGAAAUAUAUAUUGA